GACAUGCUUCCAUAGACGCAUAGAUUUGAUCUGCCCCGGUGUAAUCGUCAACCAGUUUUCAGCGGGUCAUAAUUUGGCCGUGGGAGAAACCUCUUCAGCAAAAUCUUGACUUGAUGGAAAGGCUGGGUAUAUGUAGUGAAAACUCGACACUUAAAUCCUCGAGAUGAUCCAUUUACGCUGUGUUGCCGCACCAUCCACCAGUGUCAGCGAAGAUGGCGGAGUCCGGUGGUGGGGAGUUCGACUCGGACCGUCCGCAGAACAGCAUGGCAAACAAGAAUAGCACCCUGCGCUGCACAUUUUCAGCCCCCAGCCACAGCACCACACUCCUGCAGGGGCUCUCUGUCCUGCGAGCCCAGGGCCAGCUGCUUGACGUGGUGUUGGCCAUCAACGAGGAGCGCUUCCAGGUCCACAAGGCCGUGCUUGCUUCCUGCAGUGACUACUUCAGAGCCAUGUUCACAGGGGGUAUGCGGGAGGCCAGCCAGGACACCAUUGAGUUGAAGGGCUUGUCAGCACGAGGACUGAAGCACAUUAUUGACUUUGCGUACAGUGCAGAGGUCACACUGGACCUGGACUGCAUUCAGGAUGUGCUCGGGGCGGCCGUCUUCCUGCAGAUGGUACCAGUGGUGGAGCUCUGCGAGGAGUUCCUCAAGUCAGCCAUGAGCGUCGAGACUUGCCUGAACAUCGGCCAGAUGGCCACAACCUUCAACCUGUCCUCCCUCAAAGAGUCGGUGGAUGCCUUCACCUUCCGCCAUUUCCUGCAGAUCGCCGAGGAGGAGGACUUCCUGCACAUUCCCAUGGAGCGGCUCAUCUUCUUCCUGCAGAGCAACAAGCUGAAGAACUGCAGCGAGAUUGACCUGUUCCACGCGGCCAUCCGCUGGCUGCAGCACGAUGAGGCUCGGCGAGCGGGGGCCAAUGAGGUCCUCUGCCAUGUGCGUUUCCCCCUCAUGCGCUCUUCUGAGCUCGUGGACAGUGUGCAGACUGUAGACAUCAUGGUGGAGGAUGUACUGUGCAGACAAUAUCUGCUGGAGGCCUUUAACUACCAGAUCCUCCCAUUCCGGCAGCAUGAGAUGCAGUCACCCCGGACUGUCAUCCGUUCAGACGUGGUGUCUCUAAUCACUUUCGGGGGGACUCCCUAUACUGACAAUGACCGUACAGUCAGCAGUAAGGUGUACUAUCUCCCAGACAUUGCUGCACGGCAGUUUAAAGAAUUGACAGAAAUGGAGGCAGGCUGUAGUCAUGCCUGUGUCUCAGUGCUGGACAACUUUGUGUAUGUGGUGGGUGGUCAGCACUUGCAGUACCGUAGUGGAGAAGGUGCGGUGGACAUCUGCUUCCGUUAUGACCCACACCUGAAUCAGUGGCUGCGCAUCCAACCUAUGCAGGAGAGCCGCAUUCAGUUCCAGCUAAAUGUGCUGCAGGGACAGCUCUAUGCCACUGGGGGGCGCAACCGUUCAGGCAGCCUGUCAUCUGUAGAAUGUUACUGUCCCAAGAAAAAUGAGUGGAGUUACGUGGACUCGCUGAAGCGCAGGAUCUGGGGCCAUGCAGGCUCUACCUGUGGGAACAAACUCUAUAUCUCAGGGGGUUACGGGGUCUCGGUAGAGGACAAGAAAACCCUGCACUGCUAUGACCCUGGCACUGACCAGUGGGAGUUCAAGUCUCCAAUGAAUGAACCCCGAGUUCUGCAUGCCAUGAUCAGUGCCAGUGGCCGCAUUUAUGCGCUUGGGGGUCGCAUGGACCAUGUGGAUCGCUGCUUUGAUGUUUUAGCGGUGGAGUAUUACAUUCCAGACACAGAUCAGUGGACUACAGUGAGCCCCAUGCGAGCAGGGCAGUCAGAGGCUGGCUGCUGCUUGUUGGAUAAAAAAAUCUACAUUGUAGGGGGUUACAACUGGCACCUUAACAAUGUCACUAGUAUUGUACAGGUAUACAACACAGAGACUGAUGAGUGGGAGCGGGAUUUGCACUUCCCAGAAUCCUUUGCAGGGAUUGCUUGUACACCAAUCAUACUUCCACAAACCACAACCCAGCGGUAGCCCCUCAGUGAAGACUGGCAAUUACUGAUAACCUCACUGUAGGGGUGCUGAAAUAAAGGCCGCAACUGUCAUUGCAUAUGAUUGUACUGUAGAAAAUGCCCUGAAACAAUACAACCACAGAGCUUUAUUUGGUGUUACUGGAAUGAUGAUUAUGCAUUCUGAGUAUAGCAAAACUUAAACCA
Molecule: messenger RNA, 2209 nt
Organism: Megalops cyprinoides (Indo-Pacific tarpon)
Lineage: Eukaryota; Metazoa; Chordata; Actinopteri; Elopiformes; Megalopidae
Gene: klhl26
Product: kelch-like family member 26
Exons: 3
Coding region: 213-2027 (604 amino acids)
Molecular function (GO): protein binding
Source: RefSeq, a predicted model, not a curated record